AUGUCUUCUCUCUCAGUAUGUUUUGCUACGCGGACCAACUUCACCGACGCACAAGACAAACGAAUUGUAGCGCUUACACUCGAGUAUGAAUCCCAACACAAGCGAGUAGCGUGGAAGGAAGUGGCGCGGGCCAUGAGGGGUAAACAUUCUGUCCAAGCGCUUCAGAACCGGCUGCGUGCUCUGAAGCGCACGUAUGGACGUGAUCUAUCAAGAUUUCCACCGUGGUUUUUCUCCACAUCGACGUCAACAUUCUCUCACAAGCUGCAUCUUCAUCUUCUGGAACUGAGCCAAGCCGAAAGAGCUAUCCGCGAUAUCUUCAGCAACGUUUCGGCCGCGGGCGCUCGUCAACCAGCUGGAAAGACGGAUGAGAACGCAGGAAAAUAUCACUGGGACAAGGCAGGCAAGUGGCCAAAUACGAGUGAGGACGUGGUCUUCUUCACGCUGUCGGUCAAGUUCAACAAGGCGCUGGACAAUAAGGGCAAGGACAUGUUCCUGUCGUACCUAGCCCAGCACGAGAAGAUGGUGUCCUAUGGCAGCUCGUACGUGAACCUGAUUUCUGCGAACGUGGGCAGCGUGUAUGCCAAGCUGCCACCUGCCGGCGUGGACCAAGCGUACACCAAGCGGCUGCCCGCGGACGUAGAAUCUGCAUACACCGGCGGAGAGUCGCCGGUGGACGCCAAUCACGUCCCAGGACCGCAGGACAAGUAG
Messenger RNA from Phytophthora infestans T30-4, 708 nucleotides. RefSeq lists its product as uncharacterized. The record is from RefSeq and is a predicted model, not a curated record. NCBI's taxonomy places the organism in Eukaryota, Oomycota, Peronosporomycetes, Peronosporales, Peronosporaceae. The transcript is spliced from 3 exons. Bases 1 to 708 code for a protein of 235 amino acids.